AUGGGACAAUCGGAGCCAGGUUUGGAUAAUCCUCGCCAACGCACCGUGACCCCUCUCCCAAGAAUCCAGGUGUUCAUCGUGAUCUUGAUGCAACUGACAGAACCUAUAUCCGCGACCGUAAUAUUCCCUUUCAUAAAUCAGCUCGUUCUAAGUACGGGGGUCACGAACGGAGACGAGAAGAAGAGUGGGUACUAUGCUGGGAUAAUUGAAUCGGUGUUCUUUUUUUCGGAAAGUCUCACUACCAUGCUAUGGGGACAUGCUUCGGAUAGGUAUGGGCGGAGGACCAUACUGCUGCUAGGUCCACUAGGUCUCGCAGUCGUCACUUCGCUAUUCGGACUCUCUUCCAAGUACUGGACCUUGAUCUUGUUCCGGAGUCUUCAAGGCGUUUUCAACGGGAAUCUCGGAGUCUCGAAGACCGUUCUAGCUGAGCUUUCGGACGCGACUAACAUGGCGACUGCGUUCUCAUUCACCUCCGUCAUGUGGCAAGUAGGCGUUACGAUUGGGACCUCGCUUGGAGGAAUUCUUUCCAAUCCAGCAGAACAUUGGCCCAAGUCUACUUUAGGAAAGGCACCUUUGCUUCGGAGCCACCCGUACCUGCUUCCAUGCUUAGCUACGGGUUUUAUCUCAUUCUCCAUAUUCAUUGUCGCGUUCAUUGGCCUGAAAGAGACGCACGCUGGACAUGACCCAAAUUCUUCCAAAGUUUCCCCGUGUGCGGCAUCCGUGACCUUGAAGCGUACUAAAUCUCCUACGGUGAAGAGUAAUAGAUGGAUGUCCCUAUCAAACUACUGGACUAGGGCUGGCCAAAAAGCAGAUUCUGAAGAUCAAGCCAGUCUAAUAGCGUCAGCGGAAAAUAUGUCUGUUUCCUAUGAUUCGAUGACCCGACCCUUUACUCGACCUCGCUCUACAAGCGAAGACACGCUGGUUGCGAUUGAGGACUUCCAAACAAAAAAUGCAGACUCACAACGGAUUAUCACUUUCCGCACUCUCUUGACUUCCGAGGAUGUUUUACGUCCUCUAUCUUCCCUUGCCUUAUUAUCAUUUCUGGAAACUUCGAUCUCCGUUCUCAUCCCCAUCACAUACACGACUUCCAUCGCGAACGGAGGGCUUGGUCUUACUGCAAUGCAGCUUGGUACCUUGCUUAGUGUUGGUGGAGCUAUGGGCCUUAUCUUUUCGGCCAUAGGCGUACCUCUGUUGAUAAGGCAUUUCGGCGUAUGGAAGAUGCAUUUCGCGGGAAUGAGCGCACUCAUUGUGGGAUUCUCUUCUAUAAUGAUGGCUUGUCUCACUGCAAAAAGAGCUGGAUAUGCUAGUAAAACGACGUGGAUUUUUGUCGCGAUUCAAUACGCAUCUUACAUUAUUCUACCGUUGGGAUUCAGUGAGAUACCACUAUUCUUUUGGAAUUACGCUUGGAAGAUGCUGACAAUAUUCGCACCAGCCACGUCUCAAAUGUUCGUCGUCAAUGGUGCACCUAACAGAGACGCAUUAGGGACUACAAACGGAAUGGUACAAAGUGCACGAACGUUGGCUAGAACGGUCGCCCCGGUUUGUGUGAUGUCCUUGUUUUCAAUUUCAAAAGAGUAUAACAUAGUGCAUGGACAACUGUCAUAUGUGGUAUGUCUGCUCAUCACUAUCUGUGGUUUAAGGAAUAUCCUUGAACUUCCUCGUGAAUUAAACCGACUGUAA
Messenger RNA from Lentinula edodes (shiitake mushroom), 1680 nucleotides. Its product is annotated as major facilitator superfamily domain-containing protein. The record is from RefSeq and is a predicted model, not a curated record. Bases 1 to 1680 code for a protein of 559 amino acids. The transcript has 6 exons. Gene Ontology annotation, molecular function: transmembrane transporter activity. Gene Ontology annotation, biological process: transmembrane transport. NCBI's taxonomy places the organism in Eukaryota, Fungi, Basidiomycota, Agaricomycetes, Agaricales, Omphalotaceae.